AAAAAUCGGAAAAUAGCAUACACUUUUUCUUCAGUGCUUUUUACUAGCGAAGUCAACAAAUGUCAUUUGAAUAUUUUGCCGGCGUUUGUAUUUACGUUUCAAAAAUGGAUGGGCUUAGUGGCGAAUAUGUUGAUACCGAAUAUCUGGAUGAUUUUGAGAACGCCAAUCUGGACCAGCUGUCAUCGAUAAGCUACCGGGACGAACAUCCCGUUGAGGAGCUAUUCCAGCCUGAAAAUCAUCAGCACAGCGGCAGCGGGAACGCACUUGAUCCGGCAAAUGAAAUUACUGAGGAACAGAUAGAGCCUUCGGGAAGUGGAUUUGUGAUUGCUUCGCACCAUCCGGAAGACCAAAAUCUCUCUGCAGAAAGUGAUCCAUUGAUUGACGAAACUGGACAUGGUGUUGCAAAAGACAAGUUUGAGGACUGUCUGUUUUUCUUCAAAGCAACGUUUCACAGGCGCCUUUAUCGUAAUCAGUUGCGUCCUCGUGAAGUGCUUAAGCGAGACGUUGGUGCCAAUUCGGUCCCAGAAUUGUUGAAUUUGCUUUGGGCUGUAUCAAAAAAGUACGUACAUCGACAAGUCGUAUUCAACAAUGAAGAACCGCGUUGGUCUGAUAAGGUGGAGCCUAGCCAGGAAGAUCUUUCGAGUUUUGUGACACUGCAGGAUCCAUCUAAGCGAAAAACUUACCUUGUGAAUAGCCUUACCCCACGAGUGAUAACGACAUGGCGAGGUAGAUGUAUCAAGGUACACAUUUAUGUGUAUUCAACAAGUUUGGAAACAAACACACAAUAUCAGAGCGUGUUACGUAUUCUCACGGCCCCUCGUAAUGCAGACCGCGCGGGUGCACAUUCAACGAAAGAUGAUACCAUGGUAGCGAAUGAUCUUCGUGAAAGUCACAAAGUCCUUGAAGGACAUCACAGCUCUUGGCUUUUAUGGGCAAAUUUUAUCAACUCUUCGCCAGCGCAUAAGCACGAACAGCUCAAGAAUGCGGCAUCGCCGCCAAUAGAACUGGCAAAGUAUUUCAGAUGGACAGGAGUGUCUGAAGCGGCCAGGCUUCAGUCAGUACAUCGGGGAAUGAACGUUGCAAAUACUGUGAAUGAUGGAUGGAUGAAUGAAAUUAGAGUGAUCAAGAAGGAUUUAACCCUGGCAAUGUCCAUCUUACAAGGAGUCGCACAAAGGAUUGACGCAAUGGAACUCCGGGGAUCGGUAGGUGCUGAGCUGUUUACUGCUAUGGAAGCCGCUGUACGUCCAGAGGAAUCAGACUUAAGUGUUAUGCUUGCUGCAAGAGUGACCGAUUGUGAAGACAAUUGUUUGUAA
This is a messenger RNA of Armigeres subalbatus, 1313 nucleotides long. RefSeq lists its product as uncharacterized. The record is from RefSeq and is a predicted model, not a curated record. NCBI's taxonomy places the organism in Eukaryota, Metazoa, Arthropoda, Insecta, Diptera, Culicidae. The transcript has 2 exons. The coding region runs from base 60 to 1313 and encodes 417 amino acids.